AUGUACACCAGCUUGAGUGCUUUACAAUGUCUGAUUGAACGAGAAGAAAUGAAGCGACAACAAAAUAAUAAUGCUAUGGCAGAUGGAAUGACUGAUAGAAGCCUAAGGAUUAACGGAAAGAAAUUAAUUGAGGAUGGGAAUAAACACGAAGCAUUGCAUAUUGAUGAAAGAAAUCAAGAAAAAUUGGAGAGGAUUGAAAUGUCAAUUUUACCUCAUAUGCAAAAUAUUGUUAUAGUUCUUUUGAAGCUUUUGCUUGCCACAGUAUCAUCAAAUAGUAACGCUAAUUCUUCGAAAUCAUCGGAAAAUAGUGAAAAUAAACCAAGUUCUUCGAACGGUGGUGAAGGAAGCGCUGCUGCCUCGCAUUCAACCAAGAGCAACACUGUCGAAGAGGUCGAUAUAAUGCGACAUCGUGAAAUAACUUCGAAAGCAGUUUCGGCAAUUUUGAUAUUAAUGCUUAAGCAUUUUAAACUUUCUCAUGCUUUGAAAUUUGAAUACCUCUCACAACUUUUAGUCGAUUCCAAUUGCUUACUUCUCAUACUGAAGAUGUUUGGUCUACAAGAUGUUGCAUUAGCCACAAAAGCAAACAAUGAAGUAGCAGAAUUAAAUUUCUUCCAAUUUUGCGCUGUAAAUGCCCAAAAGGAAAAUGUCUCGAACAAACUAAAAGAACCUGAAGUUACUGGGGAAAUUAAACCGGUUGGGCAAGAAGAUGAUGAAUCUUCCACUAAAGCUCAAGACGAUGAUGAGACGGAAUUUUGUUGGCGUAACUUUUUUGCCGCCAUUAAUUUCUUGAAAAUAUUACAGAAAUUGACAAAGAAAAAAACACAUAGAAUUUCAUUGCUAGUGCAGUAUAAAUCUUCUGCAAUUUUGAAACGUAUACUAAAAGUGCCGCAUCCUCUACUGGAGCUAUACGCAUUAAAAGUCUUAAAGAAUCAAAUACCAUUUGUGGGAAGAAAAUGGCGUCAAAGCAAUAUGAAAGUUAUUACAUCGAUUUUUCUAAAAUGUCGUCCAGAUCUGAGGGAUGAAUGGAUAUCUUCGACUGACGCUGAUGCGGAAUUAGAUGAUGCCUUGGCAAAACAGGCGCUUCGAGAAUCAAUUAAAUUCUACAACACACGUCACUAUCUUUCGCAAAAUGGGGAAAAGUUACCAAAUGGCUCAUCCAAUCACCAAGAUGAUAAAGGUUACUUUCCGGAUAUAUUUCCACCAAACCACACACAACCAUUUAAACUGAACAACGCGGCAUACAUAGACGACAUAAUGCUCGACGACAAUUUCUUAUCCAACUGGGAGCAAUGGCUUCACGACGAAGUCUACAGUUUUUCCGUGACAAGACCUCAUCUCAGAGGUAUCAACGAAUACUACACUGAUGACCACAUGGUCACGUUCUUUGGUGAUGGCUCUGAAUGGGAAGCACCUUUAUCUCCCGUAGAUGAUGAAAAUAAGAAAGAUCCUUUUACUAGUGUCUCAUGGGAUAGUCUUACUCGUAACGAGUAUACAAAUUACCAAGAAGAAUGGCGCAAUAAUAAUUUCAAAUUAACCUACGACGAGGACGAUAUGGAACAUGUAUUACAAAUUUCUGAUGUUUUUGACGAGGAUCCUGUUCCAUCUGAAGCUAAUUAUCGAUGGCCGGAUGAAAUGUUGGGUCCAUUUGUCGCAAAAGAAAUUACUAUUUACGAUCCGCCGUCAUCUGAAGAAAAUCUUCAGGAGACAUAG
Molecule: messenger RNA, 1710 nt
Organism: Ambispora gerdemannii
Lineage: Eukaryota; Fungi; Glomeromycota; Glomeromycetes; Archaeosporales; Ambisporaceae
Source: the annotation of a GenBank genome assembly